Molecule: messenger RNA, 3919 nt
Organism: Mus caroli (Ryukyu mouse)
Lineage: Eukaryota; Metazoa; Chordata; Mammalia; Rodentia; Muridae
Gene: Gtpbp10
Product: GTP binding protein 10
Cellular component (GO): mitochondrion
Molecular function (GO): GTP binding; GTPase activity; magnesium ion binding
Source: RefSeq, a predicted model, not a curated record
UGACGUCAGAAAGCGCGCCCGACCGAAGUUCGUCCGGAUUUUGCAGGCGUGAGUCCUGCCUCUUGGAGCUCAUGGUGCGCUGCGGUUGCGCUUUGUUGAGAAAGUAUGGAAAUUUCAUUGAUAACCUAAGAAUCUUCGCCAAGGGAGGAAGCGGUGGAAUGGGUUACCCUCGUUUAGGUGGAGAAGGUGGAAGAGGUGGUGAUGUCUGGGUUGUGGCCCAUAAAAAUAUGACCUUAAAACAACUUAAAAACAAAUAUCCUCAGAAACGGUUUGUGGCUGGAGGAGGAGCAAACAGUCGAAUUAGCGCACUGCAGGGCUCCAAGGGAAAGGACUGUGAAGUGCCUGUUCCUGUGGGUAUCUCAGUAACUGAUGAAAACGGCCAAGUGCUAGGAGAACUCAAUAAAGAAGAAGACAGAAUUCUUGUUGCUAAAGGUGGCCUUGGUGGUAAAUUACAUACAAAUUUCUUACCUUUGAAAGGUCAGAAGCGCAUAAUUCACCUUGACCUAAAAGUCAUAGCUGAUGUAGGCCUAGUAGGAUUCCCAAAUGCUGGAAAAUCCUCCUUACUAAGUCGGGUUUCCCAUGCAACACCCAUGAUUGCAGAUUAUGCGUUUACAACACUAAGGCCUGAACUUGGAAAGAUUAUGUACAAUGAUUUCAAACAGAUUUCAGUAGCUGAUCUCCCAGGUUUGAUAGAAGGAGCACAUAUGAACAAAGGCAUGGGCCACAAGUUCCUCAAGCAUUUAGAGAGAACCAGACAACUCCUUUUUGUUGUUGAUAUUUCUGGAUUUCAGCUAUCUUCUGUAACUCCAUAUAGGACUGCCUUUGAAACUAUAAUACUUCUCACAAAAGAGUUGGAGUUGUACAAAGAAGAACUGCAGACAAAACCUGCACUCUUAGCAGUUAAUAAGAUGGACUUGCCGGAUGCCCAAGUUAAACUUCAGGAACUGAUGAAGCAGCUCCUGAGCCCUGAAGAUUUUCUGCAUUUAUUUGACACAAAGAUGAUUCCAGAGAAGGCUCUAGAGUUCCAGCACAUCAUUCCCAUCUCAACAGUCACUGGGGAAGGCAUUGCAGAGUUGAAGAGCUGUAUAAGGAAAGCACUGGAUGAACAGGAUGGCAAAGAAAGCGAUGCGCAUCGCAAAGUCACAUCAAAGUGUGCUGCUACUGUCUCCAGAAAAGGCAGCAUUCAAGCCUAGUACAGCGUAUUGACGGAAUACUGUUUCCUUCUAAGGAUCAGAAAAUCAUGUUUAAAACGUGGAUGAGCCUGAAAUGCAUGAUGUUCAAAGAAGCCAGGCAGGCAUAGCAAGACAAAUAUCAAUGAUCUCACAUGCGGAAUCUUAGAAAGACAAAUCUGAACUGAUAGAAAUCCUGAAAAAUGAUAAUUGUGUGUAGUAUAAAUAGGAGCUAGAAGAUUAAGAGAUAUUGGUCAGAAGGUACAAAGUUUCAGUUAAGCUUUUCAGAUCUGCUAUGUACCUUGUUUGUAGAAUAAUGUAUCAUAUUUAAAAAUUUGUCAGAAAGUAGUUUUAAGUGUUCUGACCACAAUUUUUGAGAAAAAUAUAUUUUAAAAUAGAUUUGACUCUGUUUUAAAACAUGCUGUUUAUGAUAUAGACACGUGUAUAAUUUUGUAUCAGUUAAAAAUAGUAUUGAAAUUACAUUAAUUUGAAAGCUUUUCCACAUUUUAAAGAUAGUAUUUAUCGGUAUAUGUGUCAUCAUUCAGGAAAAUAAAUUUUCAUCUUCCUUUCCUUCUUCUGGCUUUAGCUCAGCAAGAUGGUUCACUUUUUUGCAUAAAGUGUACAGAAGACCCAGGCUAGCAAGCACACAGUCUAGUGGGGCUCUUGUAUUUCAUUCCUGAUGUGGGUGCUGAUUGGGUCCUAUCCCUUUGGUGGGAGCUUAACCUCACAGCCUGGCUAAUGGAUAACUGGGUCAAAGAGUCCUCACUGGCUAACCUACUUUGAUUUUCAAGUUUCUUACAAUUACCCCCUUUAUUACAUUAUUUUUCAAAUUUAGUCAGUUUAUGUUGGCCAUUUGAAGUCUCUAGGAAGAGUAAAUUAUAUAAUCAGUGGGAAAGCCCACCUUCCAAGAAGAUAGGUUUUAUUAAUUCCUGCCUAAAGUAUUUAAAAAAUAUUUACAAACAGAGAAUUUUUUUUCCUUUAGGUGAAAUGUGAAAUGUGCAUGCUUACUUCUAAAAAAUACAUCCAAGCAGUACACAGGAGCAUGAGGCAGCAACAGACCUUGGCUAGAGAAAGUUACAGUCAGUGGCUUAAGGUUUUAUGAAAAUUUUACAGUUUCCCACAAAUGAGUUCACUGUAAUUUUCUUUUCUUUUUUUUCUUUUUGCAAAGUAGCAGCAAGUUAAUGAACUUUAAAAAAUUCCUUAGCUAAGCAUGGUGGUGUGGGCCUCUUCCCACACCACUUGGGAAGGAGAAGCAAGGGAUUUUGAGUAAAAAACAGCCCCUCCUGGGUGACAAAGCAGAUUGUAGGUUGCUCUGGAUUUCAUAAUGGAACGAGGUUUAAAAAUACUGGUUUUUAACAGUAUGGUUUUUUUUUAAUUAUUGUAUGUGGUUUGUUGUUUUGUCCUCAAGUAAGUCUAUGUACCAUCUGACUGUGUGAAUGAAGUGUCCAUGACAGCCAGAAGAGGGGGUCAGAUAUCCUGGACCUGAAAUUCUCUACAGUGGAAAGCCACCAUGCAAGUGUGGGAAAUCAGAACCAGGUCCUCAGCAAGAGCAGCCAGGCUUCUUAACUUCUGAGCCGCCUUCUCCAGCCCCUUUCUUUAAUACUUUUUUAAUUUGUUAAAAAUUAUUUAAUAAUUUAUUGUUUAGUAAAAGUUAUGGUCAUUGACCCCUUUUUAAAAAUCCUUUUUUUAAUUGUAUGUUGAUUGUACUUAAAUUUCUUCUGACUUAAUAAUGUGUAUAGUUUGAUAAAAUAUUAUUUGAAUUGUAAUCUAGUUUCUGUUCCUAAUGUUUCCUUCUCGUUCUAGUGCAUGGACUAGUUUUUCUCGGAUCUCUUUUUUCUUCAUUACAGGGGAAUUUAUUGAGCACUGUGCAGGGCGCUGCACAUGCAGUGCUACAAAGAACAGGUAGAACUCUUAUCCUGCUUGCACUACACAGCAGAAGCUGUGGGGAGCUGGCAUGGCCUACUUCAUAACAAAGAAGUGAAGCUGAGGAAAAGCAUGACGAACUUAUACUGGUCAGCCUACAUGAUUGAAGCUGGCCUUGUUAGACACUUUAUCCCAUCGGUUCCCUUUUCAAAUGUUUUCUACCCACCAACGAGUAGCAGUGAGGACAGCUUUGUGAGGUGAAUUCAAGAGUCCGCACUUUGGCCUGAUUUUGUCUUAGUGCUGGUCUUAGUUAGGUUGUCUUAGGAGGGUAUCUUAGUUAGGGUUUCAUUGUUGUGAAGAGGCCAUGACCAAGGCAACGCUUGUAAAGGACAACGUUUACUUGGAGCUGGCUUAAAAAUUCAGAGGACCAGUCCAUUAUUGCCAAUGGUGGGAAGGAAAGCAGUAUGCAGACAGAUAUGGUGCUGGAAGAGCAGAGAGUUCAACAUCUUAAUCGGAAGGCAGCCAGAUGGAGACUCCUCUGAGGGCAGCCAGGAGGGGGUGUGGGGGUAGUCUCUGCACUGGGUGGAGCUUGAGCAUUGGAGAUUCAAAGCCCACCACCAUGGUGACACACUCCGACAAGGCCACAACUCCUAAUAGUGCCAUUCCCUGGGUCAAACAUAUCCAAACCACCACAUUCCACUCUCUGGCUCCCAUAGGCUUGUUCAAAUACAUGAGUCAAACUAUGGGGGCCAUACCUAGCCAUAGCGUAAUGCAAAAUAUAUUUAGUCCAACUUCCAAAGUCCAGUAGUUUAUCAAUAGUAGUAAUCUUAGCAAUGUUUAAUAAAAGUGCAAAGUCUCUUCUGAGAUUCAUGCAAUUUUUUAACUAA